Chenopodium quinoa (quinoa) is the source of this 3103-nucleotide messenger RNA. RefSeq lists its product as uncharacterized. NCBI's taxonomy places the organism in Eukaryota, Viridiplantae, Streptophyta, Magnoliopsida, Caryophyllales, Amaranthaceae. Bases 493 to 3018 code for a protein of 841 amino acids. The record is from RefSeq and is a predicted model, not a curated record. The transcript is spliced from 3 exons.
GUUAACUAAAGAGAUCAUAAACCUAGUUUUUUCCUUUUUUUUUUUUUUUUUUUUUUUUUUUCUAAUUUUAAUAGCAAUAUGUGUGCACAAAAGUCACAGUGACGUACUAUCAUUUUGACGGUCAAUUGGGACCCACCAAACCCUUUGGGAUCUGUGUAAAUUUUGGGUCCCACAGAUCCUCCUCCCUCUCCUCCUCUUCUUCCUGAUAUUACCACCAUUUGCUUUUCACCGUUAUUUGACAGCGAUAUCUCUAUAAUUAAACUCUUUUUCUCUAUUACAAUGGUAUUAGAUUAGUAGUAAUAUAAUUGGUACCUUACUUUCCUUUCAAUUUACGUAUCUACGACAUCACUCUUUCGUUUCGUAAGCCACCGGCGACCUCUGUCCAAGAUUUAAUUAUUUUUUUUUUCCCUUCUGCAUUAAUUAAAAUCAGAAUAAAUUAAGGGAGUAAUACGGCACCUAUGAGGUUAGAGGAGAUCGACUUUUGCUGAUACCAUGCCUCCGAGAGCACUGUCAAGAAGUGAGAGUUCAGCAUUAUCUAAUGACAAUCAGCAUGGCUUGGAGAACAGAAAGAAUACAAGACAGCACCAAACGUGGAGGUUUGCUAGAGAGAAGCCUUUGUCUCCGCGAGCUAGUCAAGGUUUGAAGUUCAAAGAUAAGGUCGUUAAAGUGGAGAACUCCAUUCGUCCUCCACAUUCAGAUCUUCCUUUAGAGUUUGUAAAGGAUGUUAAUAAUGAGUUUGUUGUCCGGACAAAGUUUUCUAACAAUCAACAACUGCCUCAGGGGAGGAAUGGUACGAGUAAGGAGGAGCUUGUCAAAUACAUGUCCAAAGUCCCUGGUUUUCUACAAAGAGGAGAAAAACUCCAAGAUAAUGCUUUUAAUAUUGGAGUUCUUGAUUGGGGGCGUUUAGAGAAAUGGACACACAAACAUGAAAAAACUUUAGUCAGUGAAAGAAAAUCUAGACAUGGUGCUGGAAAUGGCUCUUCAUCUGCUAUGGCAAAUAAUGAUGCUUUAUUUCGCUGCAGAGAGCAACCCAGUAUUUCCAAUAGUAAUACAGCACACGCAGCUGAUUUUUCAACAGUUGGUAAACGCCAUUGUAGAAAUAAAUUGAACCACCCAGGGCUACAGACUUCAUCAAUAACAAAUAUUGACCAGAAGCAGGAAACCAGCAAGAAUGACACAACUACGAUACAAGAUGAUGUGAGUAAGUUUUCCAAAUGCAAGGACAAGUAUUCAAGUCACGAUGAUUGUGUGUUGAUAGGGAAAUCAUUAUCCAGCUCGAGUAACUAUGAUCAUGAGAUUUUAAAGCCCAUGGGCAGGAAAGUCAGCAAUUCAGAUGGCGAAGCAUUAAAGUUUUCAGACAACAUUGGAGGACAUAGAAUUGAUACUCCAGAGCAGUAUAUCUCUGGUAACCAGGAGAGCAUUGUUCUUAUUUUGCCCAAAGAUUUCUCAGGUUCUGCAAGCUCAGGGGUGCAUAAUAGAGCAUCGCUUGAUGGCAAAUCAGCUGCACAUAACUGGGGUAGCUUUUCUGAUAUUUUCUCCGUCGAUGAGAUCCACCCUGAUGAGUCACUUUCUGAUAUUACACAUUCUUGCCCCAUAAAUCAUAUAGUUGAGACAGAAACGGAAUUGGACAUGAAGCUUGAUAUGUUGGUCAAAGCUCAGGGCCUUGAGAGUCCAGUCAACUCAUCAGAUAUGCCUUCCCAUGCAACUGAAAAAUCAGCAACGAGUACUUCAUUUGAAAUGUCUGCAGAUAGCUUGAGGCAUUGGCGAUUUAGCUUUGAUAUAUCUAGGAUGACAAAAAGCCUCAGCUUUAGGGAGAGAUCAGUUCAACCUCCCAUUAGCUCUACUUAUGUGAGUGCCAAGUCUGGUCCUGCUAAACCUGGGUUUUCCAGUUAUACUGAACCUCAAAACAGAAAUAAAGCAAAUCUGAGUGGCAGAGCAAAAGCUAGCCCUUUCAAAAGAUUGCUUGAUCCAUUAUUGAAGUCCAAGUUUGCUAACCAAUUGAAUGAAAAGUCAAAUGACUUGAGAAUGAAGCCGCCCAUUCCUAUACAAGUGUCUGAGAACGAAAAAUGCGAGGCAACAACAAUCAAAGCACUUUUGCAUUUAUCAGAUAAGAGUGGGCUACCUUUGUUCAAGUUUGUGGUUGAAAUCAAUAAUGAGAUCUUUGCAUCCACAGUGAAAAAUUUUAGCACACUCGACAAGGAUGACAUUAGCUGGUUAUACACUUUUUAUUCUCUUAGUAGAUUCAGAAAGAGGAGUGGAGGCUGGAAAAAUCCAAGGGUUAAACCUUCUGGAUUUGGGUACAAUGUUGUAGGGAAAAUGAAGGUUUCAGAACCUUAUUUUCCAUGUUGGUGCAACCAGGAAUUCCGAGAAAAAAAUAUGGUCAAAGAGUCAGUCUUGUAUAGUGUUGAUAUGAGCAAAGAAGAUGCUGCAACUUCAGAAUUCACGAUAAGCAGGGAGCUGGCGGCGACAGUUGUAAACCUGCCAGGUACUGUUGGCAAAUGCAGCAACUAUGACUGGUUUCCUGACUUUGAACAUGAGAAAUUGGGCAAUGUAGCUGUCAUACUACCAGGUGCUGACCACAGCUUGCCUCGUGAAGGAGUGCCUUCAUCUUUGAUUAAUCGCUGGAGAACUGGUGGGUUAUGUGAUUGUGGAGGUUGGGAUAUUGGUUGCAAAUUGAGGAUUCUGACAGAUAAAUGGCAACACUACAAGGAUUUACAAGCUCCAUGUGAUCUUUAUGAUCAGGGGGAUGCUAAGCAACGCAGACCAUUCUUUAGCUUGAUUCCUCUUCGAGAUGGACUCUUUUCAGUGGAAUUUGAUGCCAAAAUUUCUUCUUUGCAAGCAUUUUCGAUAUCUGUUGCACUGAUCAAUAGUCUGAACCCGGCUCACUCCGCAAACACAACUGAGCAAGUUGAAUCAAAACCGGAGUUUGGUAGGGUAAAGGCAUCCAUGGCUAUUAGAAAUGAAGGCCCUGAAAAGCAUGCCCCGCAUCCACCUCUGUCCCCUGUUGGCAGAGUGUAAGUCAUACUAGCAGUAGAAGUAGACUCGCGAGGCAAUUAUGUUGCUUCAGAAAUGAGUUGGGUAAUAGAGAUCAGUAAGUAUCUUA